AUGAAACCGAUGUCUGUUAAACUCUAUAAUGCUAUUGUCGACGAUUUUAACAAAAUUACUUCAUUUAGCCGAAAGUCGGAAAAUGAACUUCGAAAAAAAUAUAAUGAUCUGCCAUCAUCUACAUUUGGUAGUAUAAUGUCAUUAUUAAUUCAGAGGUCCAUGAAACAAAGUUAUCGAAAGUCACCAGUUAUAUCUAGUAAAUAUUAUGAAUUGUAUGAAGAUUUAAUGCGUGACAAAAAUAAAGAAGACGUAAUUAUAAAACUAUCUGAUAGCCAAGGAAUAUGUCCAGCAUUAUUAGUGAGGUCUUUGUUACAAAAUGUAUGUACUCAACUCCAAGCUAAGAAAUAUAUCAAAGACACCACUUUAAUUGAGAACAAAGACUUAGCAUACCAGGUCUUCUUGGCCAUCAUGAAUGAUAAUCAAUAUGGUCCUUAUGCAGACAUUGUGAAACAAUCAAUUGGACUGGAGUAUGAACUUAGAUUGGAAAGAGAGUUAAGAUUAAUGAAUAUAACAUUUUCUGAUGAAAAUAUUCUUCGAUCAAGAGGAUAUGAUAAAACUCCAGAUUUUAAGUUGGAUGUGCCUAUUGCUGUUGAUGGAUUUAUUGUUAAUUGGGUGGAGAGUAAAGCAAUGUUUGGUGAUGAAGAUAACCACUCCGGUUACGUCAAAGAGCAAUUAACAUGUUAUUGGAAUAGAUUUGGGCCAGGAUUAGUGAUAUAUUGGUUUGGAUAUCUGGAGACGUUAGAUUCCACACCAGAAGUAAAUAAUAUGUUCAUACUACGAACAAAAUUCCCAUGUAAAGCUAGUAUAACACAGUACAAAGCUGAAUUGUUA
Iphiclides podalirius (scarce swallowtail) is the source of this 831-nucleotide messenger RNA. The record is from the annotation of a GenBank genome assembly. Lineage: Eukaryota; Metazoa; Arthropoda; Insecta; Lepidoptera; Papilionidae.